Cladophialophora carrionii CBS 160.54 is the source of this 753-nucleotide messenger RNA. RefSeq lists its product as uncharacterized. Lineage: Eukaryota; Fungi; Ascomycota; Eurotiomycetes; Chaetothyriales; Herpotrichiellaceae. The transcript has 2 exons. Bases 1 to 753 code for a protein of 250 amino acids. The record is from RefSeq and is a predicted model, not a curated record.
AUGACGGCACUCCCCUACGCUGUGCCCCCGAACUACGCCAUCCGACUGGUCGAAGAACCUCUCUUCCCGGCCUCACAGGCCCCGGUCUCUGUCCAGGACCAACAUCACCCGGUCCAACCACACCCGUCCCACCCGUCGCACUUUCAAUUCCCACGCACGUCCCUCCACGCCGCGACACUGCACGCGCACUUCAAGGGGCCGCACGCGCCAGGGAGCGUGCGGGCGCCACGGUCCGCGACGGCGUGGUCCCCGCCGACCGACAUCCGCGAAACGCUGGCGACCUACCACAUCGAGAUCGAGGUCGCCGGCGUCACGGACAAGGAGGCCAUUGUCGUGCAGUGGCUCAGCCCGCACACGCUGCUCGUGCAGGGCGUGGCGUCCCGGCCCGCGAACAUCGGCCUGACCGACCAGGACGAGGGGAAGAGAAUCUGGGAAGGAAAGGAAGGGGAAGGAUGGGCCACCGAGUCGGGACACGCAAAGAAGCCCGAACCCACGGACGGUGGACCCCUAAUGCGCACGCCCAGCCGCGAGACCGUCGAGGCCGAAUACCUCGCCGACACGACGCCCACGAUCCUGCUCUCGGAGCGGAAGAUUGGUCCGUGGCGCCGCACCUUCACCCUGCCCGAGGAUGUGGAGAUGAGAGAGCUGAAAGCCCGCUUGGAGGGCGGGCUGUUGCGCAUCGACCUGCCCAAGCGGAGUGUUGAAGAUUUGGAGGCCAUGAAAGGUGGGGGCGUCAGGAUUGAUGUCGAGUAG